Fusarium redolens is the source of this 1098-nucleotide messenger RNA. RefSeq lists its product as uncharacterized. NCBI's taxonomy places the organism in Eukaryota, Fungi, Ascomycota, Sordariomycetes, Hypocreales, Nectriaceae. The transcript has 2 exons. The annotation marks the transcript as partial. The record is from RefSeq and is a predicted model, not a curated record.
CCUUUUUUAUUUUAUUUAUUUUAUUUUUUAUAUUUUUUUAUUUUACAGCAGCAUCAUGGGCAUCCUCGACGAUCUUAUUCCCAGGCCUACAGCUCCCCCAGCCACAAGAACACUCAACGUCGGGCAGUAACAAGUAGCCAAACAACAACAACGACAACAGAAGAAAUCGCCAUAACAAUAGCCCCCGAUAAUACUUGCGGAUACAUCUCAGAACGACUUGGAGCAAGCAGAGCCUGCCCAAUUGACGAUUGGUGCUACUUCUUCCCUCCCAUGCCAGCCCAAUCAUUCACAAACGGUGGUGUCUUAUGCUGUGGAGAGACAUCUUGUCAAUAUCAUGCAACAUGUAUCAACUCGGAGGAGUACUUUGUGUCGAGUAAAUGCGAUGGUGGUUGUGAGGUUGACAACUACACUCUAAAAUGGCAACUCACUCCCUUCUCUUCUCAUGCCAUCACAGAUUCAGCAUCUCCGUACUGUAAUACUGUAUCAUGGGAGGGAAGCACAUUCGAUUAUUGGUGCAACGACCUCGAUAUCUCCACAGCACAAAGCGCCGCUCUCACCUACAAAGGCCAAACAUCACGAGAAUUCAGCACCAUCAAUGAGCGAGACUACAGUUCUCUGCUCUCACAAAUGGCCGAGGCACAAACUGAAGGAAGUAUCAAUGCCGAAGCGACAGGAACAGCAACAUCCCAAUCUACCGCUACUGAGACAAACAAAGAUAGUGGCAGCUCAGGAACACCAGUAGGCGCAAUCGCUGGAGGAGCAGUUGGCGGUGUAGCAGCACUCGCUCUUAUCGGCGUGGCAGUGUUCUUCUUCCUCCGCCGAAAGAAGAAGCAGAACAAAACUUCAAGCUCAUCAGAAUACCAACAAGCACCUGGAGGUGACAAACCUGGGUGGAACCAGCAACAGCAACCGCAACAGGGUGGUUAUUACUAUGAUCCAAAUACGCCGUCUACAGGUUAUAGCGGAAGUCCGAAUGGCUAUCCUGCUGGGUAUCAACAACCUGCUAUUCAUGAAGCCGGGGGUGAGGCUGUGGGGAGUAAACCUCAAGAGCUUCCAGAUAGUGGACCUGGGGAAAAGGAGCCUGUAGAGCUUGCUUGA